Messenger RNA from Suillus clintonianus, 1560 nucleotides. RefSeq lists its product as uncharacterized. The record is from RefSeq and is a predicted model, not a curated record. The coding region runs from base 1 to 1560 and encodes 519 amino acids. The transcript has 6 exons. NCBI's taxonomy places the organism in Eukaryota, Fungi, Basidiomycota, Agaricomycetes, Boletales, Suillaceae.
AUGCAGCGUGCUGAGACAGCAGAAUCAUGGACCGAGGUGUCACCAACUCCUCGUCGCCAUGGGGCUUUCUUGUCUGACAAGGAAAAUGUCCCAUUGCCUCGUGAGCCUCGUCCGUCAGAUGGUUGGCUUAGGAAUCCUGCAUGGAUUGAUGGAGGUGUUAACCCUCCUCGUUUCUACCAUUCACAUGCGGAAAUUGAGGAGGUUCGUCGUAACACUUAUCUUCAAGCUGAUGACAGUGACUUCGCUAUUGAAAAUGGUAAUCGCACACCUCUGGCCGCCUCUCAGGUCCUUCCGUCUGCAGUAUCAGGCGAGCAGAUCAGUGUAUCUCAAGGUAUAAUAUUUUUUAUUUGCACCAUGUGGUUCACUGACUAUAUUUUGGCUUCAUUAGAUAGUGCCGGUCACCUGGUAUCAGUCACUAUGCUCGUUUUGGUCGUCGAGAGGAGUUCAUCGAGCAAUGGUCGUGGAAAGUUGUCCUCCAAGAAGACGAAGACCAUCAAGUCUGAUCACGUCCGCAUCGAGACCAUGUCUCGUGUCGAGUUUAUUACAGCAUUCCUUCGUGUCCAUGAUCUCGAUGAUCAGUAUAGCCCUGGCGUUCAUUUUGGCCCAGCAUUCCGAUUCUGGUGGACAGGAUCGAGCGGCGGAAAGACAGGUGCUUUGACUAUCGAGAAUGAUCACGAUUUUGAUGUUGCUCGCACUGCUCUUUUGAAGAAAAAGAAGGACAGUUGUGUUGUGAAUGUAGAAUUCGACGUGGAUACCAUGGACGGCUUCAGAAUCCGAAAACAGGCUCUUCCUCAUGGUGAUACAGUCACUCGUCAGGACGAAGAACUUCUAUAUGGAACCAAGGUAGUGCCUCGUGUUGACUCAUUUUCAGAGGAGUCUCAGAUCCAUGGUGCUAUUAUCAUGCAGCUGAAGAACAAGUGGUCGUGCGAGAAACAUCUCGGCGAGCAUGGCGAACCUGGCCACUGCUACAUCGCCUCGACUGGCGAGCAUUUGGGAUUAAACAGUCGUAAAUUGAAGCUAUGGGCUGCUGCCAUUGCUGCUGCCGAUGCCACCAAGCAUGAGCCACCAAACACGGUUGACUUUGAUGUUCUACGUGAUGGUCGGCUUGAUGCUGUCAAGCCACGUGGUCGUACGGGUCCACGUUCUUCACUGAGUUCAACUGGCUCUCAGGAUGCCACGACAAUGCUUCUUGCUGCCAUGAUCCCACUCAUUACGGAACGACUCGCACCCCCAAGAGUUCCUGAGGCUGUACCUCUUAAUCUGCCAGUGCCUUCCACUCCGGUUCGUCCUCGUGAUGCUUCUCCAUUCUCCCCAACUCCUGCUGCCGGCACGGAAAUACAAACAUGUCUAGGUGAUUUCCUCAAGGCUAAAGGGAUCGAUAUCCUCGAUUCAGGAAGUAUUCUUUUCGACCUUGACUUAACUCCUGAUAUCGUUGGCGAAGUGCCAGUGGCUCAUCUCUCUGAUGUAAUGGAUGUUGUUGAGGGUCGAGUGCUGAAAUUCCAGAUGUUUGCGAGAGAGUGGAAUGACCGUCUUCAAGUUAAGAGGCGUCGUCUGCAGUAG